Molecule: messenger RNA, 375 nt
Organism: Macrosiphum euphorbiae (potato aphid)
Lineage: Eukaryota; Metazoa; Arthropoda; Insecta; Hemiptera; Aphididae
Source: the annotation of a GenBank genome assembly
AUGAACAACCAAGAAAAAGUACAAAUGCUUUUAAUUUAUGGUAGAUGCAAUAGAAACUCUCGUCAGUCAGCAAAAAUGUAUGCUGAACAAUACCCAGGUCGGUACCAUCCACCACACACUUUGUUCAUUAAAAUAGAAAAAUUAUUGAUUAACCAUGGAGCAUUUUCUGUAAAAGGAGUCCGUAACCAACAAAUUAGACAAAAUAAUAUUAAUGAUGAUGUAGAACUUCAAGUUUUAGCAUAUAUUAGAUUGAAUCCACGAUCUUCGGUUAGGCAUGUUGGUAGAGAAGUUGGAAUAUCGUUCGGCCUUGUGCAUAAAAUUUUAAAAAAACACAAAUUACAUCCUUACAAACCUGAAUUAGUUCAACAUUUAUGA